GCGUUUUUUCGUUUUCUUUAUUAUUGACUUAUUUUUAUUUUUAUUUUAUUUUGCUUCUUUGAAAUCUUCCCCGGCAAGGCAAAGCAAACGAGUGGACGUUUUUGAAGAUUCGUUAAUUUUUCUCUCUCUCUUUAUAAUAUAAGAAGUCGCCUACUACGUAGAACCAAAAGAGAGACAAAAAUACACUUUCAUUGCUGUCUUAACUCUAACGGAGUUAACUAACGUCGACAUUAUGCUAGAGGGAGAUGAGAAACAGAGCCGAGCUCUGGAUUUCAAUCGACUCGAGGUUUUGUCAUUACUAGGUCGUGGAGCUAAAGGAGUUGUGUUUCUUGUCCGCGACGACGACGCUAAAUUGCUUGCUUUAAAAGUUAUACUUAAGGAAGCCAUCGAGAAGAAAAAGAAGGGUAGAGAAAGUGAAGAUGAUGAGUAUAAACGCGUGAGUUUCGAGCAAGGAGUAUUAAGCAGAUUCGACCAUCCUCUCUUUCCGUCUCUUCACGGUGUUUUAGCUACCGAUAAAGUCAUCGGUUAUGCGAUCGAUUAUUGUCCGGGACAGAAUCUCAAUUCUUUGAGGAAAAUGCAAUCGGAAAGUAUGUUUUCCGACGAGAUUAUCAGAUUUUACGCGGCGGAGCUUGUAUUAGCACUUGACUAUUUACAUAAUCAAGGAAUUGUGUAUAGAGAUUUGAAGCCAGACAAUGUGAUGAUCCAAGAAAAUGGACAUUUAAUGCUUAUAGAUUUCGAUCUUUCUACAAAUCUAGCUCCAAGAACGCCGCAACCGUCACCGUCACUGUCUAAACCAUCGCCGACGAUGAAGAGAAAGAAACGUCUCUUCCGCUUCACCAGUUUCUGCAACUCAGGAAUCUCGCCGCAAGAAUCUAUCUCGGUUCACUCAUCAUCUACAUUGGCCGUGUCAGAUUCUUCAGGUGAGAAGUCAAAUUCUUUCGUCGGAACAGAGGAAUACGUUGCGCCGGAGGUUAUAAGCGGGGACGGUCACGAUUUUGCCGUCGAUUGGUGGUCGUUAGGGGUUGUUUUAUAUGAGAUGUUGUAUGGAGCGACGCCGUUUAGAGGAUCGAACCGGAAAGAGACAUUUUACCGGAUUUUAUCUAAACCGCCGAAUCUAACUGGUGAAACGACGUCGUUGCGUGAUUUGAUUAGAAGAUUGUUGGAGAAAGAUCCUAGCCGUAGGAUCAACGUUGAGGAAAUCAAGGGUCAUGAUUUCUUCAGAGGAGUAGAUUGGGAAAAGGUGAUUUUGGUUUCUAGACCGCCGUAUAUCCCGGCGCCGGACGACGGUGGUGAUAAGGGAACCGAUGUAAAUACGAAGAUGGAUGUGGAGAAUAUCGUCCAAGAGAUUUUUGCUGCAAGACAAGAACGUGAGAAACAGAGUGGUGAUAACAAUAAAAACGCUAAUAUGAAAAUUAAAGAUAAUACUAGUGGGGAAUGGGUUAAGGGGUUGAAUAAUAAUCACGAUUUAGAAAGUGAUAACAAUUUUUUGGUAUUUUAAUUCAAUUUUUUUUUUUUUAAUCUAACCAGCUGUUACAUGUAAAUAUAGUAUAUAGUCUAUGGACUAUGGUGUACAGACUCAAAUUAUCGUUGGACCUUGGCUUCAAAUGGGUUCAAUUUUAUAUACUUAAUGUCAAUUUUAGCUUAGCUUAACAUCAAUUUGAUUGAAAUUAACUAU
Molecule: messenger RNA, 1675 nt
Organism: Arabidopsis thaliana (thale cress)
Lineage: Eukaryota; Viridiplantae; Streptophyta; Magnoliopsida; Brassicales; Brassicaceae
Gene: AGC2-1
Product: AGC (cAMP-dependent, cGMP-dependent and protein kinase C) kinase family protein
Exons: 2
Coding region: 233-1498 (421 amino acids)
Molecular function (GO): ATP binding; protein serine kinase activity; protein serine/threonine kinase activity
Source: RefSeq, marked reviewed